CCCCCUAUUUUUGAUUUCAUCCAGUUGCUGAGUCCCCCGGCUGAACGGUCCAUCUAACAUAACAUCCAGUCCUUUGAUCGCUUUCUCUGACCCUCACGGUGAGAUCUAGACGGCACUCGCUGUCUCCCCGGCUCGGUCGAGAGCAACGCACGCGCGAAGAAGAUCGAAGGUAGCUCGAUCUCGGCUCCGACGCAAUGCCAAUGGCGAAGAAGAACGCAGAGAGAGCGGCGGAGUGCUUCUUGAUCCGCGUUGCUCUCCUGUCGAGGCUCAGCCUUCUGACUCUGAUCGCCUUUUGGCGCCUCCUCUUCGCCUCCUAUGACACAUCCGCCUCCCUCAACCCUAGCUGCCUCAGUACCGCAGCCCGUGACCAACCGCCGGAAGCCGUACUUUGGCCCCGGCUAGGGGCAGUGAUUGAGGCCAGCGUCGUCUGGGAUGGUGUCUUCUUCCUCCGGAUCGCCCAGUGUGGCUACGAGUACGAGCAGGCGUAUGCCUUCCUCCCUCUUCUUCCCGCCUGCAUCGUCCUACUUUCUCGAUCCGUGUUUGCUCCUUUGGUACCGAUAAUUGGGUACAGAGCUGUGUUGGCGAUAUCAGGUUAUCUGUUGAACAAUCUUGCCUUUUUGCUUGCUGCAGUUUUCUUCUAUAGGGUAUCAGUUAUAGUCUUAAAAGACACAGCGUCUGCAUUAAGAGCAUCAGUUUUGUUCUGCUUUAACCCAGCAUCAAUUUUUUAUUCAUCAAUCUAUUCAGAGAGUCUAUAUGCCUUAUUUUCACUUGGGGGAAUAUACUAUGUAUUUUCUGGUGCAAACACUGUGGCGAUCCUCCUGUUUGCACUCUCUGGUUCAGCUCGGUCAAAUGGAGCACUUAAUGCUGGUUAUUUCUGUUUUCAGGCACUGAGACACGCUUAUGAUGCUAUCAAUCAUAAAAAGAAGUUGCUCGCAGCACAGGCGAUUCUGAUUGGAGCCAUACAAUCUAUUUUAGUAUUUGUGCCAUUUCUGGCAUUCCAAGAAUAUGGAUACUUCACUAUCUGCUUAGGUGGUAAUUCAACUGAUUCGAGGCCUUGGUGCAAUGAGAGAGUCCCUCUUCUAUAUGGUUUUCUUCAAAGUCAUUACUGGGGAGUAGGUUUCCUUAGAUAUUUUCAAGUAAAACAGUUGCCUAAUUUUCUUCUCGCAUCUCCGACUCUAUCUCUGGCUAUUGGCUCAGUUAUUCUUUACUCAAAUUUACUAUAUGAAGCUUUUCAGCCAUUACAUAUGCACAAGAAAAAUGAUUUUACUCUUGUGUCAAAGUCAGUUGAAUCAAAUAAAAGUUCAGAUGCUCCCCAUGCUUCAGCAAAUGAUAUGUCUUAUAAUAAUGGUCAAGCUAAGAAAAAGAUUAAGCGGAGAAAGCAGCAAGAAAUAAAACAGAAAAUUUCAGUGUGUUCAGAAGAUCAUAAGUCUCCUGAUCAAAUUCCUCAAUCAAAAGAAGAAAUUGACUUGAUCUUAGUUCUUCCUUUUAUCUUGCAUCUGGCAUUUCUGACAUUCACUGCCUUCUUCGUGAUGCAUGUACAGGUGUCAACGCGCUUCUUGUCAGCCAGCCCUCCUAUAUACUGGUUUGCAUCUCACCUGUUAGUCUCAAACAGGGUCAACUCCAGAAGAGUGGGCUGCUUGAUCUGUGCUUACUUUGUCAGUUAUGUCCUCCUCGGCAGUUUGCUCUUCUCUAAUUUCUAUCCUUUCACUUGAAGAAGCAGCAGUACUGCAAUGGCUCUCUUGGAUUUUAUGUGCUUGACUGGAAAUUGUAGGCUCAUAUGAGGUAAGAGUAAAUAUCAAAAAUUUAUCAUCAGACAUUUCCAUGUAGAUUAGCCACAAUGGAUAUUCAGUUUUGUAAUUUUUUUUUCUUUCUGUUUUAUUAUAUUUCAAGUAACUAACAGGCUUUGAGUUCAAUGUUGACAUUUAUGAUUAUGUUUAAUUAUUUCCCAUUUGUAUGAACCGUGUUCUAAAACCUGUGCUAUGCUUUUCUUCCCCCAACGUAAGGAACCAUGGUUCCAAGGUCCUGGUUUAACUAUCGGAAGAGCAAUUUGUUGUUCUUAACGACCCGACUCCCUUGGUUUCAUCCAAAUUGUUUAGGAACAUGCAUAAAACUUUCAGCCUUCUAAUGAACUCAUUCAAUAAGUUAUGAGUAUUUAUUUUUGUUAAGACUUUUACGGACUGUCCUGCAAGUGAGCGCCCUUCCCCCAAAUUCAUCCACCGGAUAAAUCUGGAAGCGUUCGCAGCAAUUCGCCUAGUAAUGGAUCUCCACACUAAAAAAUUCACUGUAAAAUUUGUGCUUGCCCUAGUUGAGUUUCAAACCAUGGUAUUCAAUGAAUCCAUCAAAUGUUUUGCCACCACACCAUGGCCGGGGUCUGAGUGUAUUUUUUGCUGCAUAUAUGUGAUCAUACAAAUGCAAUAUUUAAUCAGUUUAAAACUUUUUCCAGCGUGUUGUAAUAAGUGAAAUUGAGCACUAAUUUUUGCAAGAUAUUUUAAAAUAUAAGACUAAUAUGUUCGCAUUACUGCACCUUGACAUUGUUGGAAGUUCAAAUGACAGAAUAUAUAUAGGGUUCUGUUUUCAUGCACCUCUUACCUGCACACCUGCUAUACUAUUUACAUAUUAAAUUUUAUAAAUUCACUCUAAAUUAUCAUUUUACUUUUUUUUUUUGAUUUUACACUUCAAUUUCCAUUUCUUCUCUUUUUCUGUCGCUUGUUUAUUUCCUGAAUUCUUGUUGGUUUGUUGCUCCCAUGAUAGUUCUCCUUUUUUCCCCCAAGUUACUUUAGAAUUUCUCAACUGCACCCUUGGAUUUUGUAUUGUGGAAUUUAUAAAUCUCUGAAAUUUAUUGGUCGAGUAGAUGUAUUAAUUUUUAUAAAAAAUAAAAAAAAUAAAAAAUAAAAAUAAACCUAAAGGACCAUCUGCUUCCCAAACGUAAAGUCGCCCUUCCAUAUGUUCUGAUGCAGCAGUUCAAUCAUGGUUUUAUUGGGGUUUGGCGCUCUCUCUCUCUCUCACAGUUGCGAAACUCGGUUCAUCUAACAUCCAGUCGUUUGAUUGCUUUCUCUGAUCCUCAAGGUUACCUGGCUAGAGGCUCUAAGCUUAAAUUAAACUGUCAUGUCGGAAGAAGCUUCUGGUGAUCAUUCUCAAGGGGGAAUUAGUGGUUCUGGUGCACUCCCUCAUGUUUACUUUCAAUACCCACCCCUGCGAUGCAAUGCUCCUGGAACAUGACAUGACGAUGGGAAUAAGUUGCUUCUGGCACCAUUAUCUGACCAUGUUUUGUCCUGGAAAGUUGGUACAUCACAGUUGGAUCCUCCCAGUUCUGAUUUUGUUGGUGGAGGACCUGGUUUAUUCAUCAGAUAUUCCCUUGAUGCAAAGUUAAUAGGGAUUCAUAGGUCUAAUCAUGAGAUACAAUUCAAGAAUAGAGAAUCCAGGCAGAUAUUUAGUCACAUAUGCAAAACUGACUCUUGAGAGAAUACUUGGAUUCUUUUGGACAGACAGCCCCUCCUGUGAUCUUAUCUUGAUUAAGACAAGUGACAUAAACAUGCUGUCAUAUGAAGCUGAUAUGAAUACUCUUCGGUUGGUGGAGGCUAAACAAUUUAGUCUCAAUUGGUAUGUCUAUACUCAUGAAAGUCGGAUGGUUCUUCUUGCUUCUGGAAUGCAGUGCACAAGACUCUGGGUUUCAGGUAACAUCUAACUUGAUCUAUUGUAAACUUUGAUCUAGCAAAUUGUGCCGCAUUCAGUUCCUUGUGCAAUGUUAUAGUCUAUUUUAAUUAUUUGUUUGUAUUAGGAAAUCUCAGUGGUUUUAGUCUUAUCUUAUCUAUAUAUUUUUAUAUUCAUAUUAAAAAUUUAGAACAAUUAGUGCUAUAUCCUAGAAUCAUCUAGAUUGUUUUUUUUGUCUUUGAAAUUCUCGUUUAUUAAUUUGCUGAAAUAAUUUAUGCCAGAAGUUCUUGGGAUUUUAAUCUAUUCGUCACACCUUUAAAUACAAUUUAUACAUAUUUAAUGUUUUCAAACAGUCCAAAUCUUGAAUCCCUAGUUAGAUACAAAAAUUCAACAUGAUGUAGUUUGGCUCUGGAGAAAUAUCAUCUUAGUUGAGAAAGAUAAGAAUUGAGGAUCAAUGCAAGAAGUGGAAUAUGCAGAUAGGAAAGUUGUUAGAACAUAAAUCUACAAUAAUUUAGGACAAUGACAGAAGUUUUUUUCAGUGAUAUAAUGCCACAUAUUACUUCUGAAGCUUAUUCAGUUAUCUCAAGCUGCCUCAGAGAAAUCAGUUGACCUAUGAUGCCACUCAUUGCUUCUAGAAAGCAGCUGAAGGAUUGUCCAUCAAGCUAAGGAAGGUGUAUUCAAUCAAGAAAUUGGAUGACUUUCAUUGAUUUUUUUUUUAAUAAUAGAUUUUUGUGAAGUUGAUUGAUUUUUAUUGACUUGUAUAAAAUCUCACGUAGUUGUGAAAAGAAUUCUAUGGAGUUUUAUAGACUUUUUUGUAAGACUUUUACAGACAUUUAUAAACUUUUUCAUAGAAACUUGUGGAUU
Messenger RNA from Zingiber officinale, 4515 nucleotides. RefSeq names its product GPI mannosyltransferase 2-like. The record is from RefSeq and is a predicted model, not a curated record. Gene Ontology annotation, biological process: GPI anchor biosynthetic process. The transcript is spliced from 11 exons. Gene Ontology annotation, cellular component: mannosyltransferase complex; endoplasmic reticulum membrane. Gene Ontology annotation, molecular function: GPI mannosyltransferase activity; alpha-1,6-mannosyltransferase activity. NCBI's taxonomy places the organism in Eukaryota, Viridiplantae, Streptophyta, Magnoliopsida, Zingiberales, Zingiberaceae. Bases 195 to 1712 code for a protein of 505 amino acids.